Molecule: messenger RNA, 2854 nt
Organism: Bipolaris maydis ATCC 48331
Lineage: Eukaryota; Fungi; Ascomycota; Dothideomycetes; Pleosporales; Pleosporaceae
Source: RefSeq, a predicted model, not a curated record
AUGGCGCCUGCCAUUCUGACUCAACGCCCGAGAAUCUUAUUUCUGGACGCCUACGAUUCGUUUUCAAACAACAUUGUCGCGAUAGUCGAGCAGAACAUCGACGCGCAUGUCGUCAAGGUCUUCAUUGACGAUCCAUAUCUUACACAGGUAAAAGACGAUGGACAACACUCAGCUUUUACGGAUUACCUCAAGAGCUUUGAUGGUGUGAUUGCUGGACCCGGACCCGGCUGGGCGAAAUGCGAAAAAGACGUUGGUCUGAUGAAAGAGCUCUGGAGUCUUCAAGAAGAGCAGCUUGUUCCUGUUUUCGGCAUCUGUUUGGGGUUCCAGUCCCUGUGCCUUGCCUUUGGAGCCGACAUUGAACGACUUGGGGAGCCGAAGCAUGGCAUCAUUACCACCGUCCUACACAAGGGUCAGUCCAUAUUUCGGGGCGUAGAGCGUCUUUUGGCCACACAAUACCACUCCCUUCAUGUAAAGCUCGACCACCCGAUCCAAAGUAAACGAGCUGUACGAUACCCCGCCCAACUUUGGGAACCCACAGAAAGGUGCCCCGAACUCGAACCGCUGGCAUGGGAUUUUGACAGUGAACGCAAUGGUGCUGUGCUCAUGGGUGCCAAGCAUAUACAAAAGCCAUUUUGGGGUGUCCAAUUCCAUCCAGAGUCAAUUUGCACAAACGACGAAGGAAAACGCCUCUUCCAGAACUGGUGGGAAGAUGCCCAGGCUUGGAACCGCAAGCGCAUGUUUCGCAAUGUUCCCAAACAUACUCUUAUGCCAAACACGCCAUCCUCUCCGAUGACCUUUGCGGAUUUCCGACGAGAACUUGCAUCGCUGAUUGCACACGGCGAUGGGCAAAUGAUACCAGACCUGGCCCCUAGCACUGUACACUGCGCGACUACAGGAAGCGGAAGGCUUACAGUUGCCGAUGUUUGUGAACUGUUCGAGUUGACAAGAGGGGAAGCUCUAGUUCUCGAAUCCGGAUUGCAGUCAAACUUGGUACCCAUGGCCGUAGGCACUGGCAGAUAUAGCAUUAUCGGGUUCGUUAUUCCUGAAGAGACCCUCCGCUUGCACUACUACGCCGGAUCCCGCAGGAUGGAGCUUAGAGAUGGCAAGGAUCAAGUGCAUACCGAAUGGACCGUAAACGACCCGUGGCCAUAUGUACGAGAAGUCAUGAAGAGCCUCCAGCCAUCUACACCACCACAAGGGUCAACCUGGGCACCUUUCUGGGGAGGUCUCAUGGGCUUUGCAUCGUAUGAAGCCGGUCUGGAGACUAUUGGUGUUCAUGGUCAUGAUGAAGCUGCUUAUCCGGACAUUUGCUUUGCAUACAUCACCCGAAGCAUAGUCUUCGAUCAUCAGGUCAAGAAGAUCUACGUUCAGAGCAUUCGUGGCGCCUUUGAUCAAGAUUGGGUUGAAGAGACGAUAGAGAGGCUGUACGACCAUGCUGGCGUGAAAUCUCGGGAAAGCACGCCAGGCUCUACAGCCAUGGCAGAAGUGGACCCGUUUGAAACACAUGGUACCAUGGACCAGUACAUUGAAUCUUGCCGACAAUACAAAGCCGGUGAGGGUGAAUACUCGGAGAAAGUCCGUAUUUGUCAAGAGGCUAUAGCAGACGGCCAGAGCUACGAGCUUUGCCUUACCACACGCAACGAGAUCCGUGCUCGUAAACCGACUGCCUGCCGGAUUUCACGUUCAGAGGACAACGAACAUUCUUGGAACAUGUACAAGCGCCUGGCCAGUCAGAAUCCCGCUCCAUUUAGCGCAUACAUGAGGAUACACAAUGUCCAUGUCUUGAGCUCAUCACCAGAAAGAUAUAUUAGUUGGGACAGGUCACAAACUGCCCAAUGUCGGCCCAUCAAAGGCACGGUACAGAAGAAACCUGGCGUGACUGCUGAGAUGGCCCACGAGAUUCUUUCUUCAUCCAAGGAACGGGCAGAGAACCUCAUGAUUGUCGAUCUCACUCGACAUCAAUUGCACGGCGUAUACGGCUCAGAGAACGUCCGCGUGAGUCAACUCAUGGAAGUUGAAGAAUACGAAACACUAUGGCAGCUAGUCUCAGUAGUUGAUGCAGUACCCAGUGGCUCUAACAAGCCAACUACACCCGAUGAUUGGGAAGAGCCUGUGGACUUUGCCUCCAAGAAGCCUGCCAAGCAUUCCGUACCCUAUCUAGGCUUCGAGGCCUUUGUCGAGAGUCUUCCUGCGGGAAGUAUGACUGGUGCACCCAAGAAACGGUCGUGUGAGAUUCUACAAGACGUGGAAAAGGGCGAAAGAAGAGGCCUGUACUCUGGUGUUCUCGGCUAUCUUGACGUUGGAGGCGGUGGUGACUUUAGUGUAGUCAUACGGACUGCCAUCAAAAUCGACAAUGAUGACCUCCAAACUGACGACAAGGAAGACGUCUGGCGUCUCGGCGCUGGAGGCGCGGUCACGAGUCAGAGCACACCACAAGGCGAAUACGAAGAGAUGAUUGCCAAGUUUGGCAGCACUAGUAGGGCAUUUAUGCCUCUCCCACCACCAAAGUCGAGGAUCAAGGGCAGGAGGGUUGAGAUUAUUGAACCUGACGACCCUGAAUUUGCGGAGUUGCUUGCAAGCAUGAGGGGAGGAGAAGAGCUAACGCUGGACGACGCUCAAAUCAUGUUGCGAGCUGUGGAACGCGAACUAAGGAGGAGGACCGGCCGAGAUUCAGACAAUGGUACCACAGAGGUGGAGUGAAUGUUUGACGGGAGUUUACAUGGUGGGGGAGUCGCUGAGCUUAACCUUUGAUACCAUCUUUUAUACUAGAGAUAGACUAUUCUGGCUUCAACACCAAUACAAUUUUUACUAGACAUUCUCGAAUCUUCCCCUGUGGAUUUCGUUUUUGUUUCUA